Messenger RNA from Amoebophrya sp. A120, 498 nucleotides. The record is from the annotation of a GenBank genome assembly. Lineage: Eukaryota; Dinophyceae; Syndiniales; Amoebophryaceae.
UCUGAGGAGAACGAGACUCGGCGACUUUACUUCGCUAAAAAAGAACCGGGCUAUCAUAUCGCACAGCGGCUCCUGAAGGGUCUUUGUCUUUGCGACAGCGGGGCAGAGAGGGGUUGCAACUGGGAUUAUGUAGGUUUUUAUGUACUUAGUAUCCACUGAAUACGUCUACGUACCCGUGCCAUAGUAAGGAUGCAAUGUCUGCAGGACAAAUGAGAUCCAGAAGCUCUUUAACUCUAGCAGGACAAGUUGGGAGUAUAUGCAGAGUAUGUACUGAAAAAUUGUGGCUGGCUGCUCAUAUUCCAGCAGAUCCACAACUCAAACAAAUCAAUCGCUUUCAUGGUGAGUACUAGGAACGAGCAUGAUAUGGUACGUUUUUGGCACACAGAUAUGCGCCGUACGAGAUUUGCAUACAAGCUACGGGGCGGGUACGUUUUGACACAGGAUAAGCAUCUAGAUAGAUUUAUUCCUCGAUCUUAUUUCAUACGAUAAAAAUACAAC